Molecule: messenger RNA, 2577 nt
Organism: Juglans microcarpa x Juglans regia
Lineage: Eukaryota; Viridiplantae; Streptophyta; Magnoliopsida; Fagales; Juglandaceae
Product: ABC transporter G family member 22
Cellular component (GO): membrane
Molecular function (GO): ATP binding; ATP hydrolysis activity; ABC-type transporter activity
Source: RefSeq, a predicted model, not a curated record
UGAGAUAUUCCUGAUCGCCUACACUGGUUCUCCCUGAUCCCUAGCUAGCUAGUUAGCUUUUCAGUCACCCAAGUCGUGAGCAUGGAGAAAACCAAUUCAUCCGUAUUGGCAAGGGCAAAAUCGGAUCAAUCAGUGGUGGAGACGGUUGCAGCGGCUGCGGAUAGCGGCGGAACCCUGUCGAGAAAGUCUAGUAAGCGGAUGGUGCCAUCACCAGGGCGAAGUAGUGGUAGCGGCAGCAGCAAAAACCCAUACAUUAGAAAGUGUAGGAGUGCCCAAAUGAGGAUAGAAUUGGAUGAAGUGAGCAGUGGCGCCGCUCUCAGCCGAGCCUCCAGUGCCGGCUUGGGCUUCUCAUUCUCCUUCACCGGAUUCACAAUGCCUCCUGAUGAAGUAACCGACUCCAAGCCGUUAAGCGACGAUGAUGGUUCCGAUCAGGAUCUUGAAGCUGGCACGCGUAAGCCGAAGCUGCAAACAGAACCAACCUUGCCAAUUUAUCUCAAGUUCACAGAUGUGACAUACAAGGUAACUCUCAAACGAAUGAGAACAACCCAACAGAAGGAUAUUCUGAAUGGGAUUACGGGUUCAGUGAACCCUGGGGAGCUUUUGGCAUUGAUGGGACCUUCAGGAAGUGGAAAGACAACACUGCUAAAUCUGCUCGGUGGCAGGCUUAAUCAGCCCACCGUUGGAUCACUUACUUACAAUGACCAACCUUAUUCCAAGUUCCUAAAAUGCAGGAUAGGAUUUGUGACUCAAGACGACGUUCUGUUUCCUCACCUUACAGUGAAGGAAACAUUGACAUAUGCAGCCCUCCUACGACUCCCAAAGACAUUGACAAGAGAGCAAAAGGAAAAACGAGCAAUAGAUGUCAUCAAUGAGCUAGGCUUGGAAAGGUGCCAAGACACUAUCAUUGGGGGCUCCUUUGUUCGGGGAGUGUCAGGUGGAGAGAGGAAAAGAGUUUGUAUUGGAAAUGAGAUCAUUAUCAACCCGUCACUUCUGUUUCUUGAUGAACCAACCUCUGGUUUGGAUUCUACUACUGCUUUAAGGAUUGUCCAGAUGUUGCAAGACAUUGCAGAGGCCGGAAAAACAGUGGUAACGACGAUCCAUCAGCCAUCAAGCAGACUGUUCCACAAAUUUGACAAGUUAAUCCUUCUUGGGAAAGGGAGCUUGCUCUACUUUGGAAAAGCAUCAGAAGCAAUGGUGUAUUUCUCAUCUAUAGGAUGCUCUCCUCUGAUUGCCAUGAAUCCGGCAGAGUUCUUGAUAGACCUUGCAAAUGGGAACCUCCAUGAUGUCUCAGUACCAUCAGAAUUAGAGGACAAAGUGCAGAUGGGGAAUUCAGAGGCUGAAAUACGGAACAGGAAACCAUCUCCUGCUGUCGUGCAAGAGUAUCUUGUGGAGGCGUAUGAGACCCGAGUUGCAAAAAAUGAAAAGAAGAAACUUCUGGUUCCUAUACCCCUCGAUGAACGAGUAAAAUUGAAGGUCUCUUCCCCAAAGAGACAGUGGGGGGCAAGCUGGUGGGAACAAUAUUCCAUAUUGUGUUGGAGAGGAUUCAAAGAACGGAGGCAUGACUAUUUCAGCUGGUUGAGAAUCACUCAAGUUCUCUCUACUGCAAUUAUCUUGGGAUUACUGUGGUGGCAGUCUGAUACUGACAGCCAAGGCCUGCAAGAACAGGCAGGACUGCUUUUCUUCAUCGGUGUCUUCUGGGGAUUCUUCCCUGUAUUCACAGCAAUCUUCACAUUCCCGCAAGAAAGAGCCAUGCUGAGUAAAGAAAGAGCAGCCGACAUGUACAGACUAAGUGCAUAUUUUGUGGCUAGAACUACAAGCGACCUUCCACUUGACUUGUUACUACCAGUACUAUUCCUUCUUGUCGUCUAUUUUAUGGCAGGCUUGAGAAUGAGUGCUGGUCCCUUUUUCCUAAGCCUGCUUACAGUCUUCCUCUGCAUUGUGGCGGCUCAGGGAUUUGGACUAGCUAUAGGAGCUACAUUCAUGGACUUGAAGAGGGCAACUACUCUGGCCUCAGUAGCUGUCAUGACCUUCAUGCUAGCUGGUGGGUUCUUUGUGAAGAAAGUUCCGAUAUUCAUUUCUUGGAUCCGCUAUCUGUCUUUCAACUACCACACAUACAGGCUGCUUCUGAAGGUGCAGUAUGAACACAUCACACCCACCAUAAAUGGGAUGAGAAUAGACGAGGGUAUAGUGGAGGUCAGUGCCCUGGUAGCCAUGGUUUUUGGUUACCGUCUUCUGGCAUACCUUUCUUUGCGGAGGAUGAAACUCCAAUCUGGAGCUUAAUAAGUUUGCGAUCUGCAAAGGAGCAUGGAUCUGGUCCCUGGACAGCUAGCUGCACAAGGAGCUGAGUGUCAAGGUGAAAAGAAAUGGCAGCGAAUUGAUCAAUGUGUAAAAACCAUUCCACAUAAAUGGCAUCCAAGGAGAAUGCUACAUGUUCCUAAGUCAAUUUCACUGUAUGCAAAAUCCUCUGAGAUGUCACCGGAAAAUCUCAAACUCAUGCGGUCUUAAUGUUAAAAACGACAAACAACGGUUCUAUGUUACCACAUCAAAUAUUUAUGAAGAAAAUCUACUUACAAAUAA